Daldinia childiae is the source of this 1560-nucleotide messenger RNA. RefSeq lists its product as uncharacterized. The record is from RefSeq and is a predicted model, not a curated record. Lineage: Eukaryota; Fungi; Ascomycota; Sordariomycetes; Xylariales; Hypoxylaceae. The coding region runs from base 1 to 1560 and encodes 519 amino acids. The transcript has 2 exons.
AUGGACACGGCCAACCUAACCGCAGCAUGGCUCUCGUUCGCCGUAACGACAGUCGGGCUCGGCGGACUGAUCUCCCAAGCCAGCGCCAUCAACGACCAGCUGGACCCGUUCCACGCGAACCGCACCGCCGAGUACCUCGGGAUAUGGUUCCAGCGGCAACAGCGGUUCCCGUGGUGGCGCAUCACCAAGCCGCCACCCCUCGGCCCCGCCAUCGCCGCCCGCAUGUCCGACGGCUUCUGCGGCAUCAACGUCCUGUACGUGACGCGCAUCCCCGUCGCGCCGCCCGGCAAAGCGGGCUGGUCGACGAUUCUGGCCAUGUUUAACCAUGAUCCGCCGUCGCUGUAUGCGCUCGCCGCUGCGGGAGAUGUGGGUGUGGGUACGGCUGAGAAGGGGGGCGUGAGGACUUCGACGGUGACGCUGGAGAGCGGUGCUGAUGCGAAAGAGUUGACGAGGGCGCCGGUGCGAAGUGCUAGUUGGUCGAAUGUUACGCGGAAGUCUCUUAAGAGGCAUCAGUCCCAUGCUUGCAUCGUCAUAUCGCGAACUACCCUUGUUACUAUGCUCGUUGUGACCAAUGGUCGCCCGGUAUUCCAGUACAGCGACGCUUCUGGGUUUCGGGCUGGUUAUGCCUCGUACUGUGGGCAGUGGUACAUAACCUGGCCCAUCGGCCAAGAAGCCAUCGUCAAAUUCGCCGCACACGACUCCAUCGGCGCAACAGAAGUCCUCCCCCGAAGCUUUACGCAACGGGUUGACCGCUGUGGACAGAUGGUAUGCGGCGUCGUAUCAUCACCGACGUCCGACUUCGCCGUUGGUUUUAGCGGUCGGAAGCCCAGCGGCACCUACCGGCUCGAACACGCGCCCAAGGGGUUCCAAGGCGCCCAUUCCGGCCGGCACUUGUACAACAUGCUCGGCGGCCGCGCCUUCGACGUCGAUUUCAUCUAUGCGCGACCCACCAGCGCCGUGCACACGGGAGACGGCGAGAUCGCGCUGGACCUACCGAGCAAAGACACCGGCGACCACACCGUCACCAUGAUCAUCCCUUCCGCCGAACAAGAUGUCAUAAAACGUGCUCUCGACAGCCUGCCCUGGACGUGUCUAUCCUGGAGCAUGCACCGUGGGCUCCGGGACAUCCUCCUAGCCUACGGAAAAUCGACCAUGGACCACUACCGCACGACUCUCGCCUCACUUCUGCAGGAGACGGUCACCCAGCGCCCGGAAGUAUUCCGCUCCCGCGGCUGGGACCUAGAGUUCGUGCGCACCAGCAUGGGGCCCAUGGCGGCGUCGGCGGUGCUCUCAGGCGGCGGCAACUCAGGGGACUCGGUGCGCGUGGUGACCGACGUCGCGGCGGUGUAUGCGGGCGAGAGCUGGAGUCUGGAGAAGCUAGACGAGGUGAAUUUCUGGCAGGUAAGGAAACAGUCGGGGUUUUCUGAGACCUCGGAACUGGAACUAGAACUAGAUGCUGAAGCUGUUGUGGCACUUACCAAGUUCUUCGUGCUGGAAUGGAGCCAGGAGUUCGAUUAUCAGCUGUACCAUCACCUCCCGAUAUCUCUAUACUUUGGGUAA